Messenger RNA from Diospyros lotus (date-plum), 951 nucleotides. Its product is annotated as transcription factor MYB15-like. The transcript is spliced from 3 exons. NCBI's taxonomy places the organism in Eukaryota, Viridiplantae, Streptophyta, Magnoliopsida, Ericales, Ebenaceae. Bases 19 to 792 code for a protein of 257 amino acids. The record is from RefSeq and is a predicted model, not a curated record.
AGAGAGAGAGAGAGAGAGAUGGCGAGCUGUUCUUGCUGUGAAAGGAGUGGACUGAAGAAGGGAACUUGGUCUCCGGAGGAAGACAAGAAGCUCAAGGAUUUUAUUACUAAACAUGGAUGUUCCAACUGGCGCCAACUUCCCAGGAUUGCAGGACUGUCAAGGUGUGGGAAGAGCUGCAGAUUGCGCUGGUUGAACUAUCUGCGGCCAAACAUCAAGAAGGGGAACUUCAGCAAGGAAGAAGAACAGAUUAUCAUUCAGUUGCACCAGUCACUUGGGAAUAGAUGGUCUGCCAUGGCUGCGCAGUUACCAGGAAGAACAGACAAUGACAUCAAAAACCACUGGCACACCUACAUCAACAGAAACUCAAGGCAAACCCCAAUCUCAAGACCCAAAAACUCUAGCUCCAAUCAUCCUUGCAGACGCAAAAAGACUGGACAAAAAAGAGUAGCAUCACAACACAAGAUUAAUUCUUCCUCAAACUACUCUUUUACUCUCGAAAUCUUUGAAAGCUCGCACUUCUCACUGCCGCCGUCGUCCUGUGAAUCAAGCUCGCCGGCGCUAGAUUCUGCGACGAUGAACUCGACGAGCGUCGCCGCAGAGAAUGAUGCUUCGCCUUCCGAAGCGUUGGCCGAAACGGCCGGAAGUUUUUGGACGGAACCGUUUCAGGUAGACAAGUAUGACACCACGAACGAUUUUCAGGGAAUUUUCUCGGCUCAUUCUCCGGUUUCCGGCGAGGAAUUUCUAGAUUCAUAUGGCAUGUGGGAGGAGUAUGAGAAUGUAUUGAACUGGUAAAUGGAAUCUAGAAGAAACUAGCUAGUUUAUCCAUUUUCCCUGCAUCGAUCUCGCUGGCCUUUGGAGCACAAAAUUUUUAGCCCUAAACGAAAUGUGGAAUGAACGUAACUGAUAACAUCAUUUUUAAGGGCUUUUUGGACUUCAACUUAUGCAGAUGGU